Messenger RNA from Chenopodium quinoa (quinoa), 872 nucleotides. Its product is annotated as 50S ribosomal protein L35, chloroplastic. Gene Ontology annotation, biological process: translation. Gene Ontology annotation, molecular function: structural constituent of ribosome. Bases 106 to 576 code for a protein of 156 amino acids. The record is from RefSeq and is a predicted model, not a curated record. Lineage: Eukaryota; Viridiplantae; Streptophyta; Magnoliopsida; Caryophyllales; Amaranthaceae. Gene Ontology annotation, cellular component: large ribosomal subunit; ribosome. The transcript has 3 exons.
UCUAUCCUGUAACCACAACCUCAACCUCCACCUCCAUUACUCUCUUCAACCUCAAACUCUCUCACUUUCUCUCUCCUCUAAACAACUGAGAUUGGCACAACGAUAAUGGCAAUGGCUUCCGCAACAACAACAACAAUUCUCUCACUCAAAACCCCAUCUCUCUCUUCUUCCCCUACUCGAUGCUCUGCUGCUCAAGGCAUUUCUCUUACGCAUUUCAACAAACACUUUAAGAGCACUCUCAACCUCUCCUCUUCCCACAGCAUUUCAUCUUCUAUGCUUCAACCCAUUAUCCUCCAGAAUAAGAGAAUCUCCACCGUCGAUUCUUCUGUGUCUACUUCUUUCACUGUUUUCGCUGCUAAAGGGUACAAGAUGAAGACCCACAAGGCCUCAGCGAAGAGAUUUAGGGUGACUGGAAAAGGGAAGAUUGUGAGGAGGCGAGCUGGGAAACAGCAUCUUCUUGCUAAGAAGAACACUAAGAGGAAGAACCGUCUCUCCAAAUUGGUUCAAGUUGAUCGGAGUGAUUAUGACAAUGUGAUCGGCGCUUUGCCAUACCUGAAGGUGAACCGGAAAGUAUAGUGGAAGCAACAUUUCCAUCCCCUGAUGAAAGACCAGCAAUUUUUCUUUCCCUCUUUUGUAACAUUCCAAUCUAUUUAGCAGCAAGCUUUUGUUCUAGCUAGUCAAUUACAUUUAAGCUAUUUUUUUUCUUCACAUUUCCUUUUAUCCUUCGGCAUAUUCUUGUAACUAAAUUAUUAUUCCAGGAGCAAGUUUUUGCGGCUAGUUCAAGAAACAAAAUGUUUAUGCUUUUAUCAAAAUGAAUCAAAGAACAUCAAUAGAUCCCCCAUUUUAGAGAAUACAACCUUUUAAUUUUCUCA